Molecule: messenger RNA, 1329 nt
Organism: Exophiala bonariae
Lineage: Eukaryota; Fungi; Ascomycota; Eurotiomycetes; Chaetothyriales; Herpotrichiellaceae
Exons: 1
Coding region: 1-1329 (442 amino acids)
Biological process (GO): actin filament polymerization
Cellular component (GO): actin filament
Source: RefSeq, a predicted model, not a curated record
AUGAAUGCUUUCCCAGCUUCUCCCUCUACUACUACCACUACUACCACUACCACUACAACUUCCCCUCCACCCCCUCCAACUUCGUCUUCCAGCACUACCACAUCUAUUCCUCCACCCCCUCCAACAUCAUCCAGCGAAACCAGUUCAAUCCCAAUAACAAGUUCAGCUCCGCCAGUCACUACUACAACGACGACUCCGCCGCCUCCGCCAACUACAUCUUCGGAGCCACCUCCGCCACCUCCAUCGUCAACCACUGAAAAGACCACGACCACCACAACCGAAAAGCCAGUUGUGAUCACUACUAGUAGCGCAGUAAUUCAGUACUCAACUCACACCUCGUUCGUUACAGAGGUCCUCCAAAGCACGGAAAAUGGUGUUGCCGUGUUUUCGACUGUGACCUCAGUGGUGGUUGCCGAGAUCCCAACUGCAACUACAAAUGUUGCUGUUUCGUACACGAGUACUCCAGGAACUACACCAAGUGUUCUUCCGCAACCAAACAAUGGUGGCGGUAGCAGUGGUCUAUCCACGGGUGCUAAAGCAGGAAUUGGUGCUGGUGUAGGCAUACUCGUGCUUGCAGCCGCUAUUUUUGGUGGUUGGUAUAGCUGGUAUAUGAGGCGCCGAAGAAGGCGAAGCUCACUUGAUACAAGUGAUCGAUAUACGGCUACACCCAGCAUGGGUGAAUAUGGUGGCCCUAUUGGUGGCAGUGCCGCAGCUUCAGGGCUAGGUGCUCUAGGUGCUGCAGCUUAUUCAGAUCGCUCAGACAGGAGAUCGGAAUUACCUUCCCCUCCUCCAGCACGAUCGCCUCCACCUCGGUCAGCCGAUCGACUUCUCCCUGGAGCUGCAGCAAUUCGAUCCUGGAACUCUGGCUCGCCCCCGCCUCAACAGGACUCUUCCCACAUGUCCGUAUCAGAUGCAAGCGAGUAUUCGCAAGGCGGGAACACGCAUCAGACCGUCGGAACAGCAGGAUUCGCCAAUCUGAAUGAAUUACACGAGGACCAGCGAAACGUCUACCAACUUCCAGAUGAUCAGCGAAAUGUCUAUCAACUUCCAGACGAUCAACGGAACAUUCACCAACUUCCAGAUGACCAAGUCAUGCCAGCGUCAGCGCAUCAGCGCCAUCUCUCUGGUGGGUCCGGUGGCUUCAACUCAUACCAGCAAGAUGGGUAUCAAUCAGGUCCUGUUUCUAACCAAGACUCAUAUGAGCUACCAAGUGGAAGCCCGCCAUCGAGCUAUCGUGGUACGGAUCGUGAAGUUCCACUCCAUCAAAGGCAGCCUUCUGAUAGGGUACCCAUCCGUCCGGGACAUUUCUCCCCAUCACAUAAUUUUUAA